CUAAUCUUUUGCUGUUCCCUCCAUGUUUGGGUGAAGAACUCUCUCUCUCUCUCUCUGUCACUGAGAGUUGGGCCGCCUAAUCCCUCUCCAGCUUCGUCAUCUCUUCUCGCACUUCUAGUAGGCAAUAAUGGCUCAAAUUUCUGAAGUUAAAAGCAACCAUGGAGUUGUUUGUUUGGAUAUUAAAGAUAGUGAUCUCAAUCUCAACUCUCCAAGCUCUGUGCCCAACAACAAUGAACACUCAGGCUUCUAUUUCACUGCGCCUUUCAUUCAAAAGGUGAUAGCGGAGUUGGGAGGAACAUACUUGCUGAUAUUUGGUGGUUGUGCGGUGGUGGUGGUGAAUUUAGGCAGAGACAAUGUGGUGACAUUCCCCGGAAUAGCAAUUGCAUGGGGAUUACUUGUGAUGGUUCUCGUUUACUCUAUUUCUCACAUCUCUGGUGCUCAUUUUAACCCUGCUAUCACCAUUGCUUUUGCUUCUUGCAAUAGAUUUCCAUGGAAGCAGGUACCGGCAUAUAUUGCAGCUCAAGUUGUAGGAUCAACACUAGCAAGUGGAACCCUAAGACUAAUAUUCAAUGGAAAGUAUGAUCACUUUGCAGGAACAGCUCCGGCUCCGGGAGGGUCGGAUGUUCAAUCUCUGAUACUGGAGUUCAUUAUCACUUUCUUCCUCAUGUUUGUCGUAUGCAGUAUCGCCACCGAUGACAGAGCUAUCAAAGAACUUGCUGGGCUUGUUAUUGGAGCUACAGUCUCAGUUAAUGUAUUUUUUGCAGGGCCAAUUACAGGGGCAUCAAUGAAUCCGGCAAGGAGUUUGGGGCCAGCAAUCGUAUGGAACCAGUACAAGGGGCUGUGGAUUUACAUAGUUGGUCCUACUUUUGGUGCUGUAGGGGCUGCUUUGGUCUAUAACAUCUUCAGGCCAAAAACAGACGAGUCUUUGCCUAGCAUUUCCAAGACUUGGUCUUGUUGCCACAGAGGCUCGGGUAGAAUCUCCUCUAGUUAACCCAAAAUGCUCCCAUUUUCUGACUCUGAAUGCUCUCCUCUUCCUCAAGGAGACUAACUAGUUAGGAGAUUUGUAAUGGAAAUCAAAACUCCACUUGUGAACUUUCUCUAGUUCACUUGUUAUCUAUAUGUAUAAAUGUGUUUUGGAUGUACAUCUCAGUGUAUUUGGAUCUUCUCUACUUUAUAAUGGAAUAGCAAUUCUCAUUUUGUAAUCAAUGACAUAAA
Camellia sinensis is the source of this 1215-nucleotide messenger RNA. Lineage: Eukaryota; Viridiplantae; Streptophyta; Magnoliopsida; Ericales; Theaceae. The record is from RefSeq and is a predicted model, not a curated record.